UCAUUAUAUUCUGUGACUUCAACAAAUAAUGUACUACACCGAUUUUAAUCUACAUUUAUUUUGGUUAUAAAAUAAAGCUUCGUACAAUCUCACUAUCUCAAUAAUGCCGCCAAAGGUCAAGGGUAAGGGUAAGGGGGAUUCAGCUGCUGCGAAAGCCAUGAUGGGUGCAGCAGCUGCUGGUCCAGCCCCAAAGCCCAAAAAACCACCUCCACCACCGGCGUGUUUUAGUCCAGAGGAUUUGGCAAAGUUUAAAGAACUUUAUAAGGAAUUUGAUGAGGACAACACAGAAAAGAUACCAUUGUCAAAGAUUCCGGUGAUGUUACGAAAGUUAGGCUUCAAUCCAAAAGGUGCAGAAAUAAAGGAACUGUUCAAGCAAUUUCUUGAGGAUGAAUUCGUUGAUACUGUCGAAUACCACGAAUGGUUGUUUAUGAUUGAAGCCAAGAUGAACUGGGGUGACGAUUUCGAGUUAGCCGUGACCAAGGCCUUUGCUGACGUAGGGCACGACGAUGAAGAAACCGGUAAAGUGGAUUUGGAACUUUUGCGUCAAGAACUUAUGACUUGGGGUGAGCCUUUAUCAGAGAUUGAAUUCACUGAUUGGAUCAGACUGGCUAUGAAAGAUAAAACGUAUAACCCUGAGGAUGGUUCCUUUAAUUAUGUGAAGUUUAUCGAGAACAUGAACGCUAAAGAUGAAAAAUAUACACAGGAGCCUAUCAACUUCUUUAAAUUGGAUCAGAAGACGCUGGCUGCGAUGGCAAUGAAGAAGGCCCAAGAAGAGAGAGAGGAACAGGAAAGAAAAGAAGCCGAAAAGAGGGCGAGAGAAGAAGCCAAACGGCAGCGAAUGAUCGCUGAAGGCUUAAUACCAACUGACUGAAG
Pararge aegeria (speckled wood butterfly) is the source of this 873-nucleotide messenger RNA. Its product is annotated as caltractin-like. Gene Ontology annotation, cellular component: myosin II complex. The transcript is spliced from 2 exons. Lineage: Eukaryota; Metazoa; Arthropoda; Insecta; Lepidoptera; Nymphalidae. Gene Ontology annotation, molecular function: calcium ion binding. The record is from RefSeq and is a predicted model, not a curated record. Bases 104 to 871 code for a protein of 255 amino acids.